Messenger RNA from Annulohypoxylon truncatum, 1326 nucleotides. Its product is annotated as acyl-CoA N-acyltransferase. Bases 345 to 1100 code for a protein of 251 amino acids. The transcript has 3 exons. The record is from RefSeq and is a predicted model, not a curated record. NCBI's taxonomy places the organism in Eukaryota, Fungi, Ascomycota, Sordariomycetes, Xylariales, Hypoxylaceae.
UACAUUAUAUACAUGCAUACGUCUGCUGCAGACAUACAUAUGUAUGAUAUCUCCUUCUAGUACCGAUUUCCCUUUACAGUAAUCGGAAACUGCGGGGAAAUCCAGCUCAAGGCCACCGGUGAAGUAGAGUGGUAUACACCUGGGAUUCAUACGGGGAUGGGAUUUUAUUGGGAUCAAGAUUCGCUUAAAUAAUAAGACGUGGCAAGAUUCGACAUGACAUAUGGUGUCAUGUCCAGCACAGACGUCUUUUUGUUGCCCAACGAGGCUGGCCUCCGCCCCUUUUUUUUAACCCUGCGUUUCCGCCUACGCGACAAGGUAAUCCACCUUGAAUUGUUCCGCAGACCAUGGGGGAUUUUCCGCCGGACACGCGAUUGGCUCUGCGAACAGCGACCUCGGACGAUCUGGAAGACAUCGCGACCGUGGCCCAGGAAGGAUUCCCAGACGACCCAGAAUUCGACUACAGAUUCCCGUACAGAGGACAAUAUCCGGAGGACAAUCGCAAGUGGAUAUUGCAGGAGUAUAGAGAGUACCUUGAACAACCUGAUAAGUAUGAAGUAAUUAUUGUCACGGCGAGUGAUAAUGACAAUAAGGCCGUUGCAUUGUCCGUCUGGGAUAUCUCUAUCAGUAAAGCUCACCGAGGAAGUGAUCUUGGUAUCCCCGAUGACCCAGAAGAGCAGUGCCGGCGGAAGGAUGCGAAUCCAAUUCACUUCAGGAAGUUCAAGGAGCGUAUGAACGAAGCUUUCGAGCUGUACUUUAGCGAGUAUGGAACGGACCAGAUCCACCUAUGGCUGCUCGCCACCCGUCCGGCUUUUCGGCGCAGGGGAGCGGGAACGUGGCUGUGUCGAUGGGGUCUGGAGCGAGCGUCGCGAAACUCCAUAUGCACUACGGUUCUAGCGAGCCCGAUGGGGAGAUGUCUUUAUGAGGAGCUUAGCUUUGCCGAAUGUGGCUCGUUCAUUAUACAGGUGGACGGCGAAGCAGAGAAGCUCCAGCUUUGGGCAAUGACUCAUCCGAAGACUGCCCCCCAGGUUGAGAUGAAGUGGGAGCCUUCUAGUUUGUUUCUGCGCUUGCUCACUUCCAUUCUCUUUCUCGGACAAAAAUAGUUUGGAAAUCUUGGACCACAUGCCUCUCCACAAUCCGAAGUCCCUACAUAUGCAGGUCUCUAAGCCUAAACACUUGUUCGGGAAAAGUCUAAUCUUCUAAAUGUGACAGCCCCCCGAAGCACCCGUUGUUAUAUCAUAUCUCGGAUGGUUGAAUCUCGGUGCCACGUGUCUGUCUAGGUAUAUUCAUACAUUUCUGCAUCUUUGGCAUGUACAGACUCUUCCUCCU